GUGCAUCAAUACAACCGAUAGAUCGUCGCUGCCCGCUUAACAGCUUUAAAAAUCUACAAAUGUACGAUGACGUAAUCAUCAUCUACCCCAGUGAUACCUCCAUCUUAUCUCCGUAACGACAACAACUUUUUAGGUAAGACUCACCUAGUAUCAUUUCUCUUCCAUCUCAAUCCCAAACAAUCAACAACAAGGCCAUACAAAAAAACCAAGCACAAAAAUCAUGAAAUCCGAAGAAACCUACUCGCUCGGCUACAGCCCCGCAGUAAUCGACCGGCACUCCCUCCGCCGCGCCUCAACCUGCUGUUCCUAUUUCCUCCCACACCUAACCCCCACAUCUCGCGUCCUCGAUCUCGGCUGUGGACCCGGCUCUAUAACAACAGACAUCGCCUCACUUAUACCCUCCGGCACUAUCACCGGUCUCGACGCCGGAUCAUCAGUAAUCGAAAUCGCCAAUGCGAAAGCAAAGGAACUGGGUUUGAAAAAUUGUGAUUUUCAAGUAGGUGAUGUGAUGAAAUUACCUUUUGAGGAUGAGACUUUUGAUGUGGUGUAUACGCAUCAGUUACUUAUCCAUUUACCGGAUCCCGUGGAGGCUAUGAGGGAAAUGAGGAGAGUGUGUAAGGUUGGGGGAUUGGUGGCGUGUAGGGAGAGUGAUAUGGGGGAUGCGGUGUUUUAUCCCUCUACGCCUGGCUUGAAGAGAUCGGUGGAGAUUAUGGAGAAGAUGAUUAUAGAGAAGGGUUCCGUGCCUCAUGCAGGAAAGUUCUUGGUAAAGUGGGCUAGGGAUGCGGGGUUUGAAGAGGGGAAGGUGGUGGAGAGUUAUAGUUAUUUGAUGCAGCCGAGUUGGAAGAAUUCAUUGAUGACGGGUGAUGUUGGCGAGAAUGCGGUGAGGCUAGCGGUUGUGGGAAGUGAAGAGGAAAUCAAAGACAUGAUUGCGGAGUGGGAUACUUGGGAAAAGACGGAAGGAUGCUGGUGGAAGACGGGGUGUGGUGAGGUUGUUUGUUGGAAAACGUGAUUAGUAGACAUGGAAACUUAUCUUCUGUUGACAGUAGAUGAUCUUGUGACUUUUUAGAGCUUCUAUGGUACACCGAUUCAUAUCUCGUCCAAAUCCCAAUGUUUGGGUAAUAGUUUACAAACAAUACAAACACAACAUGUCCUGUAGAUAUCCCUCCCUCCUCAAUUCCGUAUCUUACUCCCUCCCCUCUCCGCCCCACCACCUUGGCAAAUAAAAUCUAACAUUUUCAUACACCAAAAACGUAACCCAAGUAGCUGGUAAAACCCUUACAACAUUCGUCCCCAAGCCCCUAUAAAAACCCCUCCAUCCCUCCUCUCUCCAAACCUUCCCCACAACCCCUCUAAUCCCCCUCCCAAAUCUCUCUUCCGCAUCAUAAGUCUGUAACCUACUUCUCACAACC
Messenger RNA from Sclerotinia trifoliorum, 1409 nucleotides. NCBI's taxonomy places the organism in Eukaryota, Fungi, Ascomycota, Leotiomycetes, Helotiales, Sclerotiniaceae. The record is from the annotation of a GenBank genome assembly.